UGACAUAAAGAUCUAUAUUCUUCCUCAUAUAUACGUCUUCUUUUGAUAUACGUUUUUUUUCGCGUUAAGGGAAUCGAAUUAUUUUCGUCGUAUUUUUCUUGCGUUUUUUUUCUGUCGCGUCUAGGUUUAGGGAUACAAUGCUUGAUUGAUAAUUGUUCGCGUAUUGCAUUAACUACGCGAUACACCGGCAUGAAUAGAUUAUCGAUUGACGCAAACAUGACUUUGCGUUUCACAAUGGAAGGCUAAUGUCCAAAAAUAGAAUAAAUCAAGACGUAGUAAUGCAAUAUAUUGAUAGAUAAACGAAAUUGCACACAGGAUAUAAUUUAGAUUUAAAACACCGAUAAGAUUUCCUAUAUAUUUGUAUCAAUAGUUGAUUCAAACUUUAUAAAAAAAUUACGCGAGUCGCAAUUUACAUUGAAAUUAUUCAUACAGAAUUUCGAUAACAUAUCACCUUAUAAUUGGGAGAUAAACUCUAUGCGUUUGUAUUAUACAAUUCGCUUCCGUGCUGCAAAAAGAUUCCUGUGGUGAAAUUCAUGGCAGUGUGACUAACGUUUUCGGUCAAGAGAAUUCUCGAAUGCGUGAUUCCGUGCGUCACACAUGACCGGAUUAUUACACGUUAUAUGAAUAUUAUACAAUAUAUUAGAUUAGUCCACGUAAUAAGCCUUUACGUGAUAAUGAUCAUCUAAUGGAGGACAAAAAAUGAUUAUAAGGCAAUAGCACAAACGUUCUUGACCUUACUUACUAUUCCGUUGAUUUUCAUCCAUAAGACUUACUUUAUUCAGGAAUAUAGCGAUAUUUAAGUUUAAGGAAAUAAUUACAACUCAUUGCAUUUAUAAUUAUAAAAAUCUGUUGAAAAAUCUUUGAACAACCUAUCAACUUUGCAAUUAUAAUUAAAUAAAGAACUUGUUAAUUUUCAGAAGCAUUGUAGUUAAAGCGUGACAAAUAGCGUCUGAUAAAUCCAAUACGUGAUUAAUCAUCGUUAAUUAUAUUACUUUUCAAAAUUGAUUCCGACAAUUUGUUCACAGUUGCCUCACGAAAGUUGAUCGAUGAACGGCUUGUUUCAAAGACGGGAGCUUGAAAGAGUCUGCCUAACGAGGCAAGCAACGACUCAACUUUCGGUCUCGUCUCAUACAAAUGGCUACUCUUUUCUUUUCAGAGUCGGUUUUCUCCACCGGGCGCCUCCAUUUUUAUUACCCUUGACACCGAUAUUUGGUUCAAAGCCUUUCAGCAGAAAACUCAAUCUAAUGGAAACAAAAAAUGAUUCUCGCUUAUUGACAGAAAUUUACGAUAUCUCGACAAUUGGUCAUUAAAUACACACACCUCGCUGCUUAAUAGCCUUCAUGGUUUUCGACAAUUUAAUCGACACAUGUAUACUUUGUGAACAUUAAUCGUUCACCUAAAUUGCAUCCGCAAUCCGUCGAUCUCUCUAAAGCUCACGAGGAAUAAAUGUCGUCACCUCUUGUUAUCGUCGCAUAACAACGUUGGUAGGCGAUGUAUUCCCCUAAAUCCGGUCACCAUCAUGUGGCGACACCGACUACGUACAUUCUACGAUGUCUCGUGGUUGUCACUAUGAUCUUCGCUGCGGCCACAUUUUUGCAUAUUAACAAUUACAGGCCCAAACAAACAUUCCUCUCCUGUGACAGACCGUGUCACCACUUGGAUUGGCCUAUGAUCUGCCGGGUGAAACUCACCUUAGAAGUCUUCCAAACGCUCAGCAAAUCAUGCGGUGACUGUCUAUUGAAUCAGACGGCAUGCUUGGCUAACCAUUGCAUUUCCGCGGAUGGACAGAGACGGGGUAUACUUACGGCCAAUCGUCAAAUGCCAGGACCCAGUAUUCAGGUUUGUGAAAACGAUAUCCUAGUGGUGGAUGUGAUAAAUCGUCUUCCUGGCAAAGCAGCAGCGGUACAUUGGCGUGGACAAACGCAAAUGGAGAUGCCUUACAUGGAUGGCGCACCAUUGGUCACGCAAUGUCCGAUACCAAGUUACACCACUUUCCAAUACAAAUUUCGCGCUUCCACACCGGGCACACAUCUCUGGCAUGCACAUGCAGGAGCCGACAUCACAAAUGGCAUUAUCGGAUCGUUGAUCGUGAGACAGGCGGACCUUCGGGAACCCCAUCGUGCCCUUUACGACAUCGACGAUCCUAAUCACGUGGUUCUGGUGACCCAGUGGCAACAUUCGCCGGAAGUAUCGUUUAAUCAGGGUCAUUCGAAACCGGCAAUUCUUUUAAUCAAUGGACGAGGUCGGCAGCCCAGCGGACCCGCGACUCCUCUGAGCACAUUCACGGUCAUUCCAGGACGACGUCACAGAUUUCGCGUCGCUAAUGCCGGAGGUGCCGGUGCAUGCCCGGUGACGCUUUCCGUCGACAGCCAUCCGCUUUUCCUGAUCGCGCUCGACGGACAUCCUAUAGAGUCGCGACACGUCACUUCGAUUACUCUGGCCAAAGGUGAAAGGGCGGACUUUGUCCUCAAAGCGAGCAAACGCAUCGGUUCCUACUGGAUGAACGUUCAUACAACGAAGGAAUGUGGAACGAGCGCGAUAAAUGGCGCGGCGAUACUCAACUAUAAAGGCAAUUCGGAAAAUCCUGCAGCAAUGGCGGAAGUUAUCGAUCAACGCGAUAUCCACGAGAUAGGAUCGGACCGGCUGGCCGUGACGACAAAUCCCGCCCAGAAAUGCGGCGAUCGAGAGAAUUUGUGCGCCAUGGAUAUUCAAAAUAUUCGCAAAAUGCCGCAGAUACUGACUAAUCCCAAGACGGAUGUGACACUGUACCUGCCGAUUAACUACAAGAUGCAAGCGACGGAACUGAUAGGUAACGGCGGGACGGAGACGCGAGUGUUGAACGUGGACAACGCCACUUUCACGUUUCCGUCGUCACCGCUAUUGACACAAGGUGGGGAUGUGUCCCCGGGGAUGCUGUGCACUAACAGCGACGGCAACGAGGACGAUCUCAAUGAGGGCAACGAGACCGUAUCGCGACGACGGUGCCGUCCGGUCGGCGAUGUUGGCGCGGGCGACAUAUGCGAGUGCGUGCACGUGCGUCACGUGCCGCUCGGGGCCACCGUCGAGAUUAUUCUCUUGGACCAGGGUGGUCUGAAUGAUCUAGUUUAUCACCUACACGGCUAUAGUUUUUACGUGGUGGGAGCCAAGCAAUUUGGGCGAAGUAUGUCACUGCAAGAGGUGAAAAAACUCGAUGAGAGGGGGCAGCUAUUCUCGCGGAAUCUCGAUUGCGCGUUAUCCAAGGAUACCGUCAUCGUGCCCAAGUUCGGUGCCGUAGCGCUGCGGUUUAAAGCCGAUAAUCCAGGUUAUUGGAUGUUGCGGGAUGAGCAUGCGACCGAUUGGACACGUGGUUUAGAUGUUAUCCUGCAAGUCGGAGAACCUAGCGACAUGGUGACCGCGCCACAAGACUUUCCUAAAUGUGGAUCCUUUGUCGGACCUGAUUACUUCCUCAUAUAGACUGUUUAAACGUUAAAUUGUAUAUAAUUGUAUAUAAUGAUAGCCGGACAAGAACCUACAGUCGCUUUUAGAUAAAUUUUACGAAUUUUUAUGAAUAAAAUAUCCAUUUACGUUCGCUA
Molecule: messenger RNA, 3572 nt
Organism: Temnothorax curvispinosus
Lineage: Eukaryota; Metazoa; Arthropoda; Insecta; Hymenoptera; Formicidae
Product: laccase-4-like
Exons: 9
Coding region: 1492-3453 (653 amino acids)
Biological process (GO): iron ion transport
Cellular component (GO): plasma membrane
Molecular function (GO): copper ion binding; oxidoreductase activity
Source: RefSeq, a predicted model, not a curated record